AUGACUCCGUACCAAAGGAGAAUUGGCAUCGGGCAAUGGAUCGUGGCAGUAAAGCUAGAUUCAGAAGCGUCAAGGCAAGCGAUUAGUCAUUACGAACUGGGAUCCAGAGAGAUUGGUGACGUAACCCGAGAUCCGCUUGGCCUGCUUAUCCCCAUCCGAUGGUAUUACGAACGCCCACGAGGAAGUGAUAUCUGGUAUGAGCGCACACACCAAGUACUCAUGCCAGAAUAUGAAGCAGUAUGUGUGCCUGUGAUUCCUACGUAUUUGCCUCAGAAAACAAACCGGAAGGAUCGAAUCAUCCUUUGGACUACAACACAAAUUGAGGGGGUGCGAGGCGUGAACGACAGAAGCAUCCUUCAGGAAGCAGCAGCUCGUAGCCGGCUAAGAUUUGAUAGCACCAUUUCUAGUGGGUAUCCACUCGAGAUGGCAACGGCUUGCACCGAAUACAGGCGCUACCGUGGGGUAAAGUGGUGUUUCGAGUGUGAGCGCUGGCAUCAUGCAAAUUGCAUGCCAAGAGACUGCACUAUGCCUGGAUUAAGGGACUCUUUCACUGCUAACGCUAGAGAUGCGAGUGUGCAGUAUGCGAGCGGCCCGCCGGAUAAAGCUGUAAGUGUUCAAGCAGGCGAUGGCAGUGUGUACGAAGCAAACCCAGGUCAUUCUCGCGGUGGUUCGGCCAUGCAGUCGCCCGGAGGAUAUACCGUAACUGGCCAACUGAGAAUCCACCGUGACGACGUCACUUCUACCCGCUGUGAACUGCACGCGCUACUAAUAACUUUAUUACUCCUUCUAACUAUUGUAACAUAG
Molecule: messenger RNA, 804 nt
Organism: Phytophthora sojae
Lineage: Eukaryota; Oomycota; Peronosporomycetes; Peronosporales; Peronosporaceae
Exons: 1
Coding region: 1-804 (267 amino acids)
Source: RefSeq, a predicted model, not a curated record